UUUGUAACGAUGGCUCUGAGACGCGCUUUGCAUUUUGUCUUUAAAGUUGGAGACAGGCUCAGGACUGCUGCCUUCUACAGGGAAGUGCUCGGCAUGAAAAUCUUACGACAUGAGGAAUUUGAAGAGGGUUGUAAAGCUGCUUGUAAUGGCCCCUAUGACGGGAGGUGGAGUAAGACCAUGGUCGGGUACGGGGCAGAAGACGAUCACUUUGUGGCAGAGCUCACCUAUAACUACGGCGUGGGGGGGUACAGACUGGGGAGUGACUUCUUGGGCCUGACCCUGCAGUCCAGUCAGGCGGUCAGCAAUGCCAGGAAGCUGGGCUGGCCGCUGGCAGAGGCCGGGGAGGGGACGUACUUACUGGAGGCGCCGGGGGGGUAUAAAUUCUACCUGGUGGACAAGGAGCAGCCCGCUACAGAUCCGGUGCAGAAAGUGACCCUGGGGGUGUCUGACCUUCAGCGCUCCACACGGUACUGGUCAGCCGUCCUCGGGAUGAAGGUGUACGAGAGGAACGAAGACAGGAAGACUGUACUGCUGGGAUACUCGGACUGCCAGUGUAAGCUGGAGCUGCAGGACAUCGGAGGAGCUGUGGACCACGGGACGGCAUUCGGAAGGAUAGCUUUCUCCUGCCCCAGAGAGCAGCUGCCUGAGAUUGAAGCCCUGGUCAAGAAGGAGAGCUGGAGGAUCCUGACCCCGCUGGUCAGUCUGGACACCCCAGGGAAGGCGACGGUGGAGGUGGUGAUUCUGGCUGAUCCGGAUGACCACGAGAUCUGUUUUGUGGGGGAUGAGGCGUUCCGAGAGCUUUCUAAAGUGGACCCCAACGGAGACACCCUGCUAGACAAUGCGAUGGCAGCUGACAGAAGUGACGAAUGGUUUGCCAAGCACAAGAAGCAGAAAGCCUCUGCGUAGAGGAGCGGGAUUCCAGCAAGACGUGCCUCUGCGGUCUCUUCAGCGCUUCCAGAAAUUUCUGCAUCGCGUCACCCAGCAACCGAGGCCACAGUCGCAGCAGAGCGGACCCUGAUGCCCACCACAGCCAGACUGCCACAUUCCCCAACCCUAGCCAUAACCAGACUGCCACACUCACAUAUAUAUAUAUAUAUAUAUAAUGUAGGACUGUGUGCAUGUCACUAGAGCUGUGUUCCACUGCCCCGUCAUGCUGUGUAAACCAUGCUUGGAAACAGAGCUGGUAGCUGGAGCUGCAGGCAGUCUAGCUCUGGGAUGAGCCAGCAGCAGCAUCACUACCACACUCUGUUUUAAACCGGGGCACAGAGUGCUGUAACUGGAGGCUUUGGUAUCACAUUAAAGAUGAUUUACAAUGGAAA
Molecule: messenger RNA, 1319 nt
Organism: Polyodon spathula (Mississippi paddlefish)
Lineage: Eukaryota; Metazoa; Chordata; Actinopteri; Acipenseriformes; Polyodontidae
Gene: glod4
Product: glyoxalase domain containing 4
Exons: 9
Coding region: 10-906 (298 amino acids)
Source: RefSeq, a predicted model, not a curated record